This is a messenger RNA of Chrysemys picta bellii (western painted turtle), 1612 nucleotides long. The record is from RefSeq and is a predicted model, not a curated record. Lineage: Eukaryota; Metazoa; Chordata; Testudines; Emydidae.
CUGUCUGAAGCUGACAAGGAGCCUAGAGAGAAACUCAGCAAGGUGGAGUCUGUCUGCAUUUGUGAAAAUCAGCCAUCACCUACAGCAAUACUCAGACCUGGCAUUUAUAAGGCAGUUUUCAUCUAUAGAUCUCAACACAGUUUACAAAGGACAGGUAAGCAAGCUAAGGACAAGACAACAAAAUUUUCCAAAAAAAAAUCAUGCAAGGAAAGAAGAAAGAGAAAAUUAAAACAAAAGACAGUUCACUUUCUGACAUUUCCAUUCUUGAAAAGUUUAUGAAAACCUAUGAAAGGCAUUGUGCCUUUUCCCAAAGCUCUGUCAGUGGCAUGAUCAAACGGAGCUUAAGAAAAUGCAUAGAAAAUGAAACUAUUCUUACAAAGUUUGUGCUCACAAACUCUCAGAAUUCCCAGCCAGUCUUCCUCACACCUCUAUUAAGGACAAUUAGAGAUGAACGGUAUAUGUUAGGAAAAGAACUCUGUAUCUGGGGAAUUCAGCUAAACAAUCAAGACAUUGCAAACCUUGCAAUGCUUUUAGAGCGGAAUGGACGUACCAACUAUCCCUUUUGUACUCUAGAAAUAACUCAUGCUCAGAUAGAUGCAUGGUCCAUGGAGCGACUUGGAGCAGCUUUCCCUUUCAGCAACUUGAACUCCAUUGUUCUAGAUUAUACCAAGUUUGGAGAUAAAGGAAUCAACGGACUUGUUUCUGGGUUAGAGGGAAACAGAAAGCUUCUAACCCUCAGCUUAUGCUACUGCAGUUUGGAACCUGAAAGUGGGUCCAAGUUAGGCCCCAUUGUAGCCCAAACUGCCAUUUGCAAUCUUUAUCUAAAUGGUAACAACUUGCAAUGUUUGGGUGCCCUUGAGCUCAUCACACCAAUAGCUAUGUAUGCAGACAAUCUUGGAAGAGAUAAGGAGACAAAUGCCUUACUAUUCAACAAUUAUUCUGAUCAUCAAAUACCAGAAGCAGACAAGGGUUUGGGUAUCCAUUCAACAGCUUCUGGCUUGAACGUUGCUUCCAAAACAGGAAACUCUAACACUGUGGAAAGUAGUAUGAGGAAGGAAAAGAAAAGAAAAGGAACUAAAAAAAAAGAAAAGAAAACUGAAGUUGGCCCGUGGUUAGUUAAAUUGCAUUUGGCGGAUAAUGGCAUAGAUGGAAGAGGAAAGGGAGGAGAAAAGAUGGUCUUGGAGUUCACUCAGUUUUUAACUUACCUAAUCAAACAUUCUGAACACUUGAUAGAACUUGAUCUAGAUGGCAACGCUAUAGGAGAACUUUGUGCAACAGACAUCCUGGAAGCUCUUAAGGAGAGAAAAAAAGGUGGUAGUGUCUCCAACUUCAGUCCAUAAGCUUUAAAAAUUAUUUUACUUUUUAUUUAGGUGUUCAUCAGGGUGUUUAUACAAAGGAUAUGAGGAAUGUUAUAUGUAAGUUAAAUUUCUAUACAAAUUCACUACUAUUUAAAAUACAAUACAACCUUGAGUAUCUUAGAGAAUUUUCAGUGUAACAGAUGUCAGGGGAAAGGACCCUGUUAUGAAAAAUUGAGCUUUGUGUACUUAUAUUUGGGUGAAUGCAAGGUAAAAGUCAGAAAAAGGAUUCAAAUCCUGAAAAUGGCUAUGUAUUU